AUGUAUUUCCUGAGCGGCUGGCCCAAGAGGCUGCUCUGCCCUUUGGGGAGCCCGGCCGAGGCGCCUUUCCACGUUCAGUCCGACCCCCAGAGGACUUUCUUCGCCGUGCUGGCCCCAGCUCGCCUCAGCAUCUGGUACAGUCGGCCCAGUGUAUUAAUUGUAACCUACAAGGAACCUGCAAAAUCAUCUUCUCAGUUUGGGUCCUACAAGCAAGCUGAAUGGAGGCCAGAUAGUACCAUGAUAGCUGUGUCAACGGCAAAUGGCUACGUCUUGUUUUUUCACAUAACAUCUACAAGAGGGGACAAGUACCUUUAUGAACCAGUGUAUCCCAAGAGACAGGAAAUACACUGUCUGUUAAACCAGAGGGAUUCCAGACACAGAAUAGGAGGAAGCCCACAAAUGAAAGGGACACCCCAUUUUAAGGAAGAACAGUGUGCUCCAGCAUUAAAUUUAGAGAUGAGGAAAAUACUGGAUUUGCAAGCACCCAUCAUGAGUUUGCAGUCUGUGCUGGAAGAUCUCCUGGUUGCUACUUCUGAUGGACUUCUUCAUCUUAUUCACUGGGAAGGAAUGACAAAUGGGAGGAAAGCUAUUAAUCUUUGUACAGUACCCUUUUCAGUAGACCUGCAGUCAUCUAGAGCAGGUUCAUUCCUGGGCUUUGCAGAUGUACACAUUAGAGACAUGGAAUACUGUGCCACACUUGAUGGAUUUGCUGUUGUGUUUAAUGAUGGUAAAGUUGGAUUUAUUACACCAGUGUCAAGUAGAUUUACUGCAGAGCAGCUUCAUGGAGUUUGGCCACAAGAUGUUAUUGAUGGAACUUGUGUAGCAGUAAAUAACAAGUAUCGACUGAUGGCAUUUGGUUGUGCGAGUGGUUCUGUACAGGUUUAUACAAUAGAUAACACCACUGGAGCCAUGCAGCUGUCUCAUAAACUAGAGUUAACAGCAAAACAGUAUCCUGACAUUUGGAACAAAACAGGAGCUGUUAAGUUGGUCAGAUGGUCUCCUGACAAUAGUGUUGUAAUAGUGACCUGGGAAUAUGGUGGCCUUUCUUUAUGGAGUGUAUUUGGAGCCCAGCUGAUUUGUACACUUGGAGGAGAUUUUGCUUAUAGGUCAGAUGGUACCAAAAAAGAUCCCCUUAAAAUCAACUCUAUGAGCUGGGGUGCUGAAGGCUAUCACCUCUGGGUAAUCAGUGGAUUUGGUUCUCAAAAUACUGAAAAUGAGUCUGACUCCAAGAGUAUAGUUAAACAGCCUGGUAUUCUACUGUUCCAGUUUAUCAAGAGUGCACUCACUGUAAACCCUUGUAUGAGUAACCAAGAGCAAGUGUUGCUUCAGGGGGAGGAUCGAUUGUACUUGAACUGUGGAGAGGCCUCACAGAGCCAGAAUCCCAGGAGUUCUUCAGCUCACUCUGAUCACAAAACCCGUCGGGAAAAGAGCCCAUUUGCAGGUGGCGGUUUAGAGUCUCAGAGUUUAAGCACUUUACUUGGUCAUCGGCAUUGGCAUGUAGUGCAGAUUUCCAGCACCUAUCUAGAGAGCAAUUGGCCUAUACGGUUUUCAGCUAUUGAUAAGCUUGGCCAGAAUAUUGCUGUUGUUGGCAAGUUUGGUUUUGCACAUUACUCUUUACUCACCAAAAAAUGGAAGCUUUUUGGAAACAUUACCCAGGAGCAGAAUAUGAUUGUGACAGGUGGCUUAGCCUGGUGGAAUGAUUUUAUUGUCCUUGCAUGUUAUAACAUAAGUGAUCGUCAAGAAGAGCUCAGAGUGUAUUUGCGAACCUCAAAUCUGGACAAUGCUUUUGCUCAUGUCACCAAAACACAAGCAGAAACAUUACUGCUUAGUGUCUUCCGGGACAUGGUAAUAGUUUUUAGAGCAGACUGUUCAAUAUGCCUUUAUAGUAUUGAAAGAAAAUCUGAUGGUCCAAAUACUGCUGGUAUUCAGGUUCUUCAGGAAGUAUCCAUGUCACGCUACAUUCCUCACCCUUUCCUAGUGGUAUCUGUCACUCUGACAUCAGUGAGUACAGAGAAUGGAAUCACCUUGAAAAUGCCACAGCAGGCUCGCGAUGCAGAGAGCAUUAUGCUGAAUCUGGCAGGACAGCUCAUCAUGAUGCAGAGGGACAGGUCCGGCCCUCAGAUCCGAGACAAGGACAGCAGCCCUAACCAGAGGAGGCUUUUGCCAUUCUGUCCUCCUGUUGUACUAGCCCAGUCUGUUGAAAAUGUCUGGACCACAUGUCGUGCAAAUAAACAGAAGCGUCACCUGUUGGAGGCCCUCUGGCUGAGCUGUGGAGGUGCCGGGAUGAAAGUCUGGCUCCCUCUCUUCCCCAGGGAUCACCGCAAGCCCCAUUCCUUCUUGUCCCAACGGAUCAUGCUGCCUUUCCACAUAAAUAUCUACCCCCUGGCUGUUCUGUUUGAAGAUGCAUUAGUCCUUGGUGCUGUCAACGACACUCUGCUCUACGAUUCUCUGUAUUCUCGGAACAGUGCUAGGGAACAGCUGGAGGUGCUCUUCCCUUUCUGUGUCGUGGAGAGAACCUCUCAGAUCUACCUCCAUCACAUUUUGCGUCAGCUGCUGGUGAGGAACCUCGGGGAGCAAGCUCUGCUCUUAGCCCAGUCCUGUGCCGCGCUGCCUUACUUUCCCCACGUACUGGAGCUCAUGCUGCAUGAAGUGCUGGAAGAAGAAGCUACCUCACGGGAGCCCAUUCCCGACCCUCUGCUUCCCACGGUGGCGAAAUUUAUCACCGAGUUCCCCCUUUUCCUGCAGACAGUUGUUCACUGUGCCAGGAAGACUGAGUAUGCCCUGUGGAACUACCUUUUUGCAGCUGUUGGAAACCCCAAGGACUUGUUUGAGGAAUGUUUGAUGGCUCAGGAUUUAGAUACUGCUGCGUCUUACCUUAUUAUCUUACAGAACAUGGAAGUCCCAGCAGUAAGUAGGCAACAUGCCACCCUUCUUUUCAACACAGCCCUGGAACAAGGCAAGUGGGACCUGUGUCGACACAUGAUUCGAUUUCUGAAAGCCAUUGGCUCUGGAGAAUCUGAGACGCCCCCAUCCACACCUACAGCUCAGGAACCUAGUUCAAGUGGUGGUGGAUUUGAGUUCUUCAGGAAUCGAAGCAUCAGUUUAUCCCAGUCAGCUGACAGUGUUCCUGCUAGUAAAUUCAGCUUACAGAAAACACUAAGUAUGCCAUCCGGUCCUUCUGGAAAAAGAUGGAGCAAAGACAGUGACUGUGCUGAGAACAUGUAUAUUGAUAUGAUGCUCUGGAGACACGCUCGGCGUCUCUUAGAAGAAGUUCGGCUAAAGGAUCUCGGCUGCUUUGCAGCCCAGCUGGGCUUUGAACUCAUUAGUUGGCUGUGCAAGGAGCGUACCCGUGCUGCCCGAGUAGACAACUUUGUGUUGGCCCUGAAGAGGCUCCACAAAGAUUUCCUUUGGCCACUUCCCAUCAUCCCAGCUUCUUCUGUCAGUUCUCCUUUCAAAAAUGGAAAAUACCGAACAGUGGGAGAGCAGCUGUUAAAGUCACAGUCAACUGACCCAUUUUUAAACCUCGAGAUAGAUGCUGGCAUCUCUAAUAUCCAACGAAGUCAGAGCUGGCUCGGCAACAUUGGUCCUGCUCAUCAAGAAAUAGACACAGCCUCAUCUCACGGGCCACAGAUGCAAGAUGCCUUCCUGUCACCUUUAUCUAAUAAAGGUGAUGAAUGCAGUAUUGGUUCAGCCACGGACUUGACUGAAAGUAGCUCCAUGGUGGAUGGAGACUGGACAAUGGUGGAUGAAAAUUUCUCCACACUCAGUCUAACCCAGUCAGAGCUGGAGCAUAUCUCCAUGGAGUUGGCGAGUAAAGGGCCUCACAAAUCCCAGGUCCAGCUUCGGUAUUUGCUGCACAUCUUCAUGGAGGCAGGAUGUCUGGACUGGUGCAUUGUUAUAGGCCUGAUUCUUAGAGAAUCCUCAAUCAUCAACCAGAUUUUGGUUAUUAUACAGUCUUCAGAGGUAGAUGGAGAGAUGUUACAGAACAUAAAGACGGGGCUGCAUGCUGUGGACCGAUGGGCCUCCACAGAUUGUCCUGGAUAUAAGCCAUUUUUAAACAUCAUUAAGCCACACCUGCAGAAGCUUAGUGAGAUCACAGAAGAGCAGGUCCAGCCUGAAGCCUUCCAGCCGAUGACUGUGGGUAAGACUCCUGAACAGACCAGCCCCCGGGCAGAGGAGAACAGGGGCUCCUCGGGCCAUGGGGGCAUCCCCCAGGGCGAGGUCGCAGAUGGCAGUCUGGUCAGCCGGAAAGAGGAGGCCACGGCGCGAGCAGAGGAGGAGGAAGCUUUUCAAGAUGGGACUUAUGACUGUUCUGUGUCGUAACAACAGUGAGUACCAUCUCCAUGGGCAGUAUUAACUAGCAUCAGCGUGCAACUGAGGACACUGUGACCUAGUUGGAAAAUUUAACCAGGGGGAGAACACAGCUCAGAGACUCUGGUAAGGUAUUAUUAAAUUUUAACUUUUUCUUCUACGAAAUCUUGAGUCCAUAAAAAAUGUGAUAUCAAAAAAAAAAGAUCUUUCAUAAAAGUUUUUUUUUAAGCUGCAGUGGAAAGUUGUACAGAAUAUUGUACAGAUGUACAUGCGAACAUUUUGGUUUUCUUAAAGACUGGUAGCUCUUAAACCACAGGGAUCGUAUUGCCCCAGAUGAGCUUACUUUUUCACUACUUAAAGCUUCCUUUGUUUUCCUGGUUCAGCGUGUGUUCUGGACUGCUUUUUAAAAAUAAAUGCUAAGGUGCUUGCUGUAGCUCAUCAAGUGCUUGAGCUACCUGUAUGCCCCCUGGAUCAAGAGCACUGGACCUCCCUAGUUGGGCCUCUGAAUAGAUUCCUGCCCUGGUAUAACAGGCACCUGUAACAUGCUUCUCUUCUGGCCUGUUAAUCCUGGUCCUCAAUCGAUGGAAGCUGUUUACCUGUGUCAGUGUGCCUGCUUUUUGUCUAGCUUGGUUCCUGCUAGGUGAGUGUAGGCAGAGGCCUGAGGAGUUCUUACCAAUUAUGCUAUUAGAUACCACUAAACUAUUUUGUAUCAAAGAAUCGUAUCUUUUUGUGAAUAAUUUUGUGUAAAUAUACUCAAAGGCACUGUUCCUAUUUUUAGGGCUUGUACUAUAAUUUGUAAGGUUUUAUGCUGGAUUCUGCAUGGCUAUAGAUACUCACUCUUAGAACAAAGACAGGGCUUGCUCUUCUUUCCAGAUACAAGCACUCUUCAUAAAGGAAGACAGAU
Molecule: messenger RNA, 5215 nt
Organism: Budorcas taxicolor (takin)
Lineage: Eukaryota; Metazoa; Chordata; Mammalia; Artiodactyla; Bovidae
Gene: RIC1
Product: RIC1 homolog, RAB6A GEF complex partner 1
Exons: 27
Coding region: 1-4323 (1440 amino acids)
Biological process (GO): retrograde transport, endosome to Golgi; intracellular protein transport
Cellular component (GO): cytosol; Ric1-Rgp1 guanyl-nucleotide exchange factor complex; Golgi membrane
Molecular function (GO): protein binding
Source: RefSeq, a predicted model, not a curated record